This is a messenger RNA of Aedes aegypti (yellow fever mosquito), 2091 nucleotides long. Its product is annotated as lipase 3. NCBI's taxonomy places the organism in Eukaryota, Metazoa, Arthropoda, Insecta, Diptera, Culicidae. Gene Ontology annotation, biological process: lipid metabolic process. Gene Ontology annotation, molecular function: hydrolase activity, acting on ester bonds. The coding region runs from base 524 to 1867 and encodes 447 amino acids. The transcript has 6 exons. The record is from RefSeq and is a predicted model, not a curated record.
UAAUGAUCGUUAAAUGAGCGGUGGAUGUAAUUUUCUUCAGUGUUACGUCUGUUUUUCUGUGGAUCACAGUUUAAUUGCCAAAACACUACUGCAACACCAUUUCGCUAUUCAAUUGCCACCGAAAUUACCGUUCGGUACCAUAUCUUUGUACGAACAGCACUAAUUAAUGUGCUUACGAAGUGGAAACAAAUGACUAUCACCAACUGUGACCGACGAGCCGGCGACUGAUGGCAAAAAGCAGAAGCGGAACAAUAUUCCGGAUUAUGACACUACUAGUAACCAGUGUUCUUCGUCUAUCGAGUUGCGUUCUCGUGAUUCCGACUGUGUCCCCCGACCAAAUUGCAGUUGGCCCAUUAUACAGUGGCUAAUUUCGAGCCACUCCGGUUUCCGGUGUCCGUAACGCAACGACCACACUCAGAAAUUGUAUUCCCGAAAGCCGAAAGUAUAUCGCAGUGGGGAACCAACACCGAAGAACCAUCAUCAGGACGACGUUGGACAUUUGGAAAUUUACAAUCCAUGUGCGAUGAAAGUUAUUCUGCAAUUAGUUUUAAUUGUAAUGCCCAGCUUUAUCCGGAGCGAAGCCAUCGACGUCACUGCAGGACGGAGUGGAACUGGAACUGGCAAAGUCAUUGUCAGCAAUAGGAAGAGCUCAAAUGGUCUAUCGAUGGGGAUCAAGAACUUUGAACGUGAUGCUGGCCGGCAACGCUUCGCCAGCUAUGAACGGGAUUUAGUGAUAGAUACAAUAGAGGCAGCAGAUUACCCGGCGGAGAUUCACGUGGUCACUACCAAAGAUGGCUACAUUCUGAAGCUGCACCGUAUUCCGGAUCCGGCUCUUCUGAAGGACACUGAUUAUUCGGAAGAGCAGCCUCUAAACGAGCCCGGUGGCUGUCAAGGUGUCGUUCUACUUAUGCAUGGAUUGUUUUCCACGGCGGCUGAUUUCGUGGUAACAGGACCGGAAAGUGGUUUGGCUUUUGUGCUGGCGGAUGCUGGGUUUGAUGUUUGGAUGGGCAACGCACGUGGGACGCGUUUUUCCAGGAAGAAUCUGAACCACACUCCAAAAGAAGCUGCAUUCUGGGAUUUCAGUUGGCACGAAAUCGGCAUCGGAGACUUGUCCGCCAUAAUAGACUACAUGCUGCGACAAACUAACCAGCAAAGUCUGUUCUACGUGGGCCAUAACCAAGGAAUAACGGCUCUGUUGGUGCUUCUUUCGGAGAAACCUCGAUACAAUCGGAAAAUUUCCAUCGCUGCUGGCAUGGCCCCCGUUGCAUAUCUGGGAAGUGGAAACAACGAAAUCGUGAAAAAUCUCGCCAAAUUCAAUGAUCAACUUUGGAAAACGUUGAAUACUCUGAACAUAUUCGAGCUCACACCGACGGAAAAUGUGCUCCAAUUUCUGGGAAACAUCAUUUGUUCCGGUGAAGCCCCAACGCAAACCGUUUGCUCCGAUUUGUUGGCGGAAAUGUUUGGAUACUCCUCCGAUCAGGCUAAGCUGUUGCUUCCCGGGAUGCUGGACAAUGCACUGUCCGGGAUUUCCACGAAGCAGCUCGUCCAUUAUGGACAAUUGAUUCAAUCCAGGAAACUUCAACAGUUUGACUACAAGAACUUCUUGACCAACAUGCAACGCUACAAACAGGUCAAAGCUCCAGAAUACAACUUAUCGAAGGUGACCGUUCCGUUUCUACUGUUUUCCGGUAGCAGGGAGUUCUUCACUUCGUCGGCGGACUUUCAGAAGCUGGUAAAAAACCUACCGAAUGUUGAAUCGCAAUCGGAGCUUCCAGGAUGGGGUCACAUGGAUUUUAUAUACAAUGCACAGGUUUAUCUGAAAGUUUACAGCAGAAUUAUUGAAGUUAUGCAAAACUUCACCACAUAAGACAUUGGUAAUAAUCCCUUUCAAACGGCAUUAAUAAAAAAUAUACACACACUUAUAGAUGCCUUAUUAAAACAAUCUUUAAUGAGCACAAGCCCGAUUAAGGUAAAACGGUUGAGGAACUACUUGUAGAAUUUCUGGUUAAAAAUCGGGCUUCCGCAGAAAAUCUCAGAACCUAGGUGUCUGUUCAAGGAUGUAAUUUAUUGUAAGUCAGUUUCCAGAAAGUU